Messenger RNA from Diaporthe citri, 930 nucleotides. RefSeq lists its product as uncharacterized. The transcript is spliced from 4 exons. Lineage: Eukaryota; Fungi; Ascomycota; Sordariomycetes; Diaporthales; Diaporthaceae. Bases 1 to 930 code for a protein of 309 amino acids. The record is from RefSeq and is a predicted model, not a curated record.
AUGGUUGCAUACCGUAUCCUGUUCCUGGCCGGCGCCGCCGCCGCUCUGCCUUUGAACAUCAACCUCGGAGCAUACUCCCCGGCGUUGGUAGUGGGUGAUGGUGAAAUUAGCUUCGGAGGUAAUCAAGACGUGUCCGGCCUGAUGAAUGUCCUUGAGGGCGCAGCAGUCAACGCAGCAAAUGGAGCAGCGACUAAUGGUGCCGCUCAAGGUGCCGCUGAAGGCCAGGCUCAAGCUCCUGCUGCCCAACCCGCACAAGCACAGCCCGCGGCUGCUCAGCCCGCAGCUGUGCCUGCAACUGCCGCAACUGGGUCUGCCUCAACCGCCUCGGUGGAUCCUACCCUUCAGCAGCAGGCUCAGCAAAUCGCCGCGCUCCAGGGCAUGGGCAAGGAGAUCGCCCCCCGAGAUGAAGGAGAGACACCGAGCAUCGCCAAGCGUCAGACCGGCUUCGACCGCGCCCUGCAGUACGCUGAGGCUGCCCUGGUCAAGGGACCCAAGGUGCAACUCGGAACUGGUGAGGGCGGUGCUGGUGUCGGUAUGAUUAUCGACAACAACCCUCAGGCCGCCGCCCGUCCAGGCACUGGAGCCUCCGAGGGCGCUGCUGUCGCUGCCCCUGCCCCCGCUCAGGGUGCCGCCGUCGCCGGGCUCAAGAGGCGUGACCUGGCUGCCAGCCAAAAGGUCAAGGUCACCACCAUGUACGUCCGCUCCGGCGUUCCUCCCUCCCUUCAGAACGGCGGUAACAAGAUGAGCGCCCGCGAUGUCCCAAUCGAGCCUCGAGUCCAGACAAUCCAGAUCGCACCGAACAAGAGGGACGCAAGCCCCAGUCCCAGCCCCAACGGCAUUGACGCUGUCAACCUGAACGUCGAUGGUGAGCAAGGCAUCACGAUGACCUUCGUUGAGACCGUUGAGGACGCCAACGAGGAUGGAGAGUGA